ACAGCCAUGACGGACUCCAAAGAGAUGACCAUCAACUUGGCCCUCUUUGGCAUGACCCAGAGUGGAAAGAGUUCUGCUGGAAACAUUCUUCUGGGAAGCACUGACUUCCACAGCAGCUUUGCUCCAUGUUCUGUGACCAAAGAUUGUAGUCUGGGUCGCAGUUGUCACCUCCAUGGCUUCAUGCGUCGAGGGGGGCAAGAGAUAACCCUGCAGGUCCGGGUGUUGGACACUCCAGGUUAUCCUCACAGCAGGCUGAGCAAGGAGCAUGUGAAGCAGGAGAUCAAAGAGGCCCUGGAACAUCACUUUGGGCAAGAGGGUCUCCAUCUUGCACUGCUGGUCCAGAGAGCAGACACGCCCCUCUGCGGACAAGAGGCAUCUCCCCCGGUCCAGAUGAUCCAGGAACUUCUGGGACAUGCUUGGAAGAAUUAUACGGCCAUUCUUUUCACCCAUGCAGAUAAACUAGAAGAGGCUGGGUUCAGCGAAGCUGAAUACCUACACGAGGCCUCUGAUACGCUGCUAACCCUACUAAACUCUGUUCAGCACAGAUAUAUUUUCCAGUAUAAAAAAGGAAACUUGCUUAAUAAACAAAGAAUAAACAUCUUAGAAAAAAUCAUGGAGUUUAUAAGAGAAAAUAGUUACCAAGUUCUUACCUUUAAAUAAAAUUUAGAUAAAAGGAAAAGAGCAUUGGGUUUUAAUGUCAGAAAGCUGGUUUCAGGAGCUCCUUUGUUAGAAAGGAUGUGAGAAUCCCUGAAUCCUGUCAGCGAGAGUGCAUAAUGGUAUAAACACUAUGGAAAUUAUCCAAACGUUCAUCAACAGUGGCAUGGAUAGCAAAUUGUGGCAUUGCACACAAUGACAUGUUAUGUGGUAAUGGGAAUGAACAAACUGCAUGUAACAAUAUCAAUGAAUUGCCCAAACAUAAUCCUGAAAGAAGCCUAACAUACUCCAUCAAUGUUGUCACAAACUUGAUUUUCAACAUUUGAGUACCCAGUUCAUAUAUUCUUGUCGUCAGUUGGUG
This is a messenger RNA of Miniopterus natalensis, 1015 nucleotides long. RefSeq names its product GIMAP family P-loop NTPase domain containing 1 (gene GIMD1). Gene Ontology annotation, molecular function: GTP binding. The record is from RefSeq and is a predicted model, not a curated record. Lineage: Eukaryota; Metazoa; Chordata; Mammalia; Chiroptera; Miniopteridae.